Molecule: messenger RNA, 432 nt
Organism: Echinostoma caproni
Lineage: Eukaryota; Metazoa; Platyhelminthes; Trematoda; Plagiorchiida; Echinostomatidae
Source: the annotation of a GenBank genome assembly
AUGAGUCGAGUCAGUGCAGAAGAACUUCUGGCCAUAUUCAAAACACUUGACACAGACGGGAGCAACGUGGUUUCGCGCCGAGAAUUAGAAAACGGUUUGUCUGCCGCGGGAGUUAAACUUGCGAACAUUGAGCGCCUAAUGGAGGAACUGGAUUUGAACAAGGAUGGAAAUAUCACGUUCAACGAAUACAAACUAGCACUUGGUUUGACCCAGGAACCAUUGUCAGAAUGGAAACAACUGUUUUUUUCCUUGGACCAAGACCGCACUGGGACUAUUACACGGGAGGAAUUGAAGGCUAUGUUUCGAGAAAUGGAUACGGGAAUCAGUGCGUCUGUGAUUGAUGAAUGGAUUGACGAGCAUGACGUGAACGGAGACGGCCAACUGAGCUAUAACGAAUUUCUCGGUUUUGUGGCUGAACAAUCCGGACACUAG